This is a messenger RNA of Australozyma saopauloensis, 2436 nucleotides long. It is a transcript of the gene MDL2, whose product is annotated as Mdl2p. The transcript has a single exon. Gene Ontology annotation, molecular function: ATP hydrolysis activity; ATP binding; ABC-type oligopeptide transporter activity. Gene Ontology annotation, cellular component: mitochondrial inner membrane. The record is from RefSeq and is a predicted model, not a curated record. NCBI's taxonomy places the organism in Eukaryota, Fungi, Ascomycota, Pichiomycetes, Serinales, Metschnikowiaceae. The coding region runs from base 1 to 2436 and encodes 811 amino acids. Gene Ontology annotation, biological process: oligopeptide export from mitochondrion.
AUGUUUCUCCGACCUUCGUUGCGACUUCCGGGGCCCUCCUUCCUAAGGGGCGCUCCUCGGCUAUCGCUUGGAGUUCGUGCAUUUACACUGGUCUUUCUGAACCCUGGAACAGCCACCCAGAUCGCGCUGAAACCGGUGAAAAGUGACUUUUUUGGAAAUUCUAUAACCGCAACAGAAAUUAAUUUAAAAAGAUGGAAGCUGCUUGCUCCUCUGCAGCAACACAGGGCCUGUCUCCUGGAAGUUCGUCUAUACUCCACUGAUUCCAAGUCCAGCCUGAAGGAAGAGCUUGCACAGGAGGAAAGCACCAAGGUGACGUUGACAGAAGAAGACUCUGUCAAGUCGCACUUGGAAUUGUUGAGAAAAAUCGAAGAAAAGGCGAAGCAGGAUGAGAAGGAUCCUCGUACGCCGUUUCGCAAAAGUGUCAAGACCAUUGGCCGCAUUAUCAAGUUGGGCAGGCCCGAUUUGCGGCUCUUUCUUUAUGCCAUGGGAUUCAUCUGCUGUGCUGUGUUGUUUCCUACGGUGAUUGUGAAGUUCACUGGUGCAGGUAUCGAUGCGUUGAAUGACAGGGACAGGGAGUCUGGCGAGAUCAUGAUCUGGGGCUAUGACAUAUGGACUCUUUCGUACAUGAUGGUGCCUUUUGCUGUGUUCAGCUCCGCUUGUUUCUGGGCUCGUCUCUAUUUGUUGAAGUUGUUGGGUGAAAGAUUGGCCGCCAGAUUCAGGCAGAAAGUCAUGAAGAAGUUGCUCAGACACGAUGCAGCAUUCUACGAUGGCGAGAAGCACAAGGCGGGAGAUUUGAUCUCGCGUCUCUCUAGUGAUGCCUACAUCGUGUCCAGAUCGAUCACCAGUAAUUUGCCUGACGGUCUCAAGAACACCCUUUUUGGUGUGGUGAGCUCUUAUAUGAUGUACUCGAUCUCGCCAACUUUGUUUGGUGUGAUCGCUAUCUUGUCUCCUCUUCUCAUUAGUGGCUCGAUUUAUUUUGGAAGACAGCUUGAGGGCUUGUCUAUCAAAUUGCAAGAUGCGGUUGCUGGCCUCACAAAAGUCACCGAAGAGACCCUCAAUUCCAUCAAAUUGGUGAAAGCUUUUGGCUCGGAGGACAAGCAGCUUCACAAGUAUUCGAAUGAGCUCCGUAAUGUGAUCGGUGUGGCUAAGGCUGAAGCAAUGGCGAACUCGAACUAUCUGUUGAGUAUCUACUCUUUGUUUAGUUCAGCAUACACUGUGAGUCUAUUCUUGGGAUUCCACCUCAUUCUUGGUGACAAAUUGACCACUGGUGAACUUGUCUCUUUCACUAUCUACGCAGACUACUUCAAUAUGGCUCUCUAUGCACUUACCUCUGUCUACGUGGACCUCAUGAAGGGAGUUGGAGCUGCAGCUAAAUUGUUUAAUCUCAUUGAUUAUAAGGAGCAGGUCAAUCCUGUUAAAGGUUUCAAAGCACCUCCUACUCUUGCCAAUGAUGUCGAGUUCAAGGAUGUUGUCUUCAAUUACCCUAGCAGGCCUUCUGACCUUGUGUUCAACAACUGUUCUUUUAAAAUAAAGGGCGGUUCUAGCACUUGUUUUGUUGCCCCAUCUGGUGCAGGAAAGUCUACUGUUGCUAGUCUUCUUCUUCGUUCUUACAACUUGAAUGAGGGCCUGAUCUACAUUGGUGGAAGAAACAUUGAAGAGUUCCAAGUUCGUGAGCUUCGUAGAAAUAUCAUUGGAAUUGUCCAGCAAGAGCCUGUUUUACUUUCUGGAACCAUUUUGGAAAAUAUUGUCUAUGGAUUGACUGAAGAAGAAGUCGCAAAGGUGACUUUAGCAGAUGUGAUUGAUGUAGCUAAGCAAGCCAACUGUCACGACUUCAUCGAUGCGUUCCCAGAUAAGUACAAGACUGUUAUUGGUACCGGUGGCGCUUCGUUGUCCGGUGGUCAAAAACAAAGAGUAGCGAUUGCAAGAGCACUUAUUAAAAAGCCCGCGGUCUUAAUUCUUGACGAGGCAACGUCCGCCCUUGACCUGAAGCUGGAGGCCCUUAUCAAUGACACGUUGAAGAACUUGAACAAGAGCGGUGGUAUGACGAUUAUUUCUAUUGCGCACCGUCUCUCCACUAUUUCCAAGUCGGAGAAUGUCAUUGUGUUGGACAAGAAUGGAAAGGUUGCUGAAGAAGGCAAGUUCAUCACCUUAAUCAACGAUCCAGACUCCGAGCUCUCCAAAUUGCUCGAUGAGCAGACAUACCAGGGCCAAGAAGAACGCCUCAGUGAGGACGAGCUUCAGGAGCAAGAGAGAAGAGACAGAAGGGCCGAGGAUCUCGAGGAAGCCGAGGCCAGAAAGCUCAAAUUGGAAAAAAUCCGCGAGAUUCUCCAGGACAUGCCUCUCGAGGUCCGUGCCGAGAUCUUCCAACAGUUCACGAAAGAGGUGGAAGACGAAAACAUCGAGGCCGCCACCAAGUCCUCCAUUGAACACAAAUGA